AUGCCAUUACCAGCAACUGAUGAUUAUUCAGCUGUCAAGGCUUACUUCACAGCCAAGGAAUGGGCGGAGACCAGUGACUAUGAAAAACUACGUCUCAAGAACAUCAAGGAAAACUACGAGAUGAUGAUCGAAGUUGGACUUGAUGUGGGUCCCCCAGAAUUUAUGCGACCUCGUCGUGGGAGAAAGAAACAGAUCAUUGAAGAGAGCGAUAGUGAAGAUGAGGAAUGGAAACCGAAAAGGGCAAAGAAAAAGUCAAGAGGAACUUUCAGUGCACCAUUUAAAGUUCCUGUCAAACCAAACAAACCAGCUACUAGAAAGAAACAGCCUGUUACCAAACCGCACACUGAAACGUCAAGUACUGUGUACGAUGACGAUGGAAAUCCACUUGAUGAUGCUCAACAUAUCGGAGGAGAACGAAUUAUUGAUCUUCUUGAAUGGAAGGACUAUGAUGAAGCUACCCACACUCAAACCAAUCCAUCAUCAUCAGGUGAUCAGGGAGACCGGUCAGGUGAUCUCAAUACUCAGUCAUGUGAUCAGAAGACUGAGCAAACCUUAGCAAAGUCUUCUCCAGGAAGUGAUCAGACUCCCAAGCAAUCCCAAUCAUCUUGUAUGAAAGUUGGCGGGCGAGCUGGUGGAAAGGCGAGGUCUAUAUCUAAAGCAAGGAAGGCACAACCUCAACCGUCUCCCAGACAAUCUAGAUAUCCUCGUAGAUCUGUGACCCGGAAGUGCUAUAAAGAAGAAGAUGUCCCUGACGAUGAUCAUUAUAUUUAUUGUGAGGACUGUCAUGAGGUCUUUGAGGGCGAGUGUUCCAAACAUCCCCUCACCAUCAUCAAGGACAACCCCAUCCCUAAAGGCUGCAAGGACAGAGCAAUAAAGACUCUACCAGAUGGUCUACUGGUCAAGCAGUCAUCAAUACCAGGGGCUGGUCAGGGAGUCUUUGCCACCAAGUUCAUUCCUAAAGGACAUCGGUUUGGUCCCUACGAUGGUGACAUUGUGGACCUAGAGACUGGAUAUGACAGCGGAUAUUCUUGGGAGGUAUAUUGA
Molecule: messenger RNA, 1044 nt
Organism: Lytechinus pictus (painted urchin)
Lineage: Eukaryota; Metazoa; Echinodermata; Echinoidea; Temnopleuroida; Toxopneustidae
Product: histone-lysine N-methyltransferase PRDM9-like
Exons: 6
Coding region: 1-1044 (347 amino acids)
Biological process (GO): regulation of DNA-templated transcription
Source: RefSeq, a predicted model, not a curated record